AGGCACUCCAGGGCUGCACACUGACCACAAGGCUUGCUGCCUGCUGAUCAGGAUUCCAGAAACAAGAUUGGCUGUGGUAACAAAAGGUCAAGAAGAAGCUCUCCUUUGGAGUUCUCAGAAAACAUGGAGAGAUUCCAUUUGUUUGCGCUUCUAUGGAGCGGAGUCUUAAUCUCUGGAGUCAUCGGCCUUCAAUCCACAAAUUUUUCAAUAGACUGUGAAACUAUGUCAACAAACCUAACUAAACCAGAGGAAUCUGCAUCACCCUACCACCUUUUGGUAUCAGCCGAGGAAUAUAACCCAGGAAGUGAAGUUGAAGUGGAUCUGGAAGGAAUAUCAGGUGCUGGAUUCAAAUGGUUCAUGCUACAAGCUCGAGACAUUGAAAAAAAUGUUCCCAUUGGUUCAUUUGUAACUGUAGACCCCAAUACACAGAACCAUGACUGUUACAAUUUGCUGAAUUCAACUUUAAUCCACAAGAGCUCUGAUGAGAAAUAUAAUGUUACAUCUGUCUGGAUUUCACCAGAGGCUAAGAAAGUUCAGUUUGUAGCAACUGUUUUUCAAGAUCCGGAAAGAUACUGGGUUGUUAUAUCCAACAAAAUCCUCUUCCCUAGAGAUUCCAAUGUAGCAGGAAAUGAUGGCAAAGUGGCUGAUGUGGCCAAAGAAACCAGUGCAUCAUCAAGAAGUAGGAAAAAGUCUUCUAACAUUAUUGUAAGAGUAAACUGUGGCCAGGGUGGUUCUUAUGGAAGUGGCAGUGAAUGUGUCCAGGGUUCCACAUCUUCCUCACAGAGUAGUAGCAGUCAAUCACAGGGAGGCUUAAUCUACCAAGGAGGAAGCAUCAGAAAGGUUGGAUGCCUUGGUGGUGGAACUGCAAGUGUCUACAACAAAUAUGGUUGUGGUGAUGGAGGCAUAGACACUAGUAGCGGCAGCAGUUAUGGGCAGUCUGUUUCAACUAUUUCAGAUAAAGGGAAGGUCAUAGUAUAUCCUCCUACGAAGUCUUUCCCACCUGAACGUGAAACAUAUACAUCGGGGGUAUCAAGUGGAUCCUAUGGCAGCAGCAGCAGCGGCCAAUAUGGACAGAGUGGAUCAUAUGGCAGCAACAGCCAGUAUGGACAGAGUGGAUCCUAUGGGAGCAGCAGCCAAUAUGGACAGGCUGGGCAGAGCGGAUCCUAUGGGAGCAGCAGCCAAUAUGGACAGGGUUCACAAACUAGUGGAGGCUCCAAUAUUAAGGGUUGUGGUGAAAAGAACCCAAGAAACUGUAGACGCAAAAGGGCUGCAUCAGCUCCAAAUAUACUUAAGACGUUGAUCAAUAAGAUUCGGGGAAAGAGGAACGAACCCUUUAAUUCAGAACAAAUUCAUGACCAGGAUAAAAACUUUUCGGAUGAUAGAAACAAUCAUCCACAGAUUCAGUGUGUGUGUCCUAGUACACAGAAUGAACAAGUUGGAUCAGAUGGAGGCAACAAUCAAUCUGAACAGGGUGGAUAUGGUGAAUCAUAUGAUGGCAACCAAUAUGGACAGAAUGCACAAUAUGUGGGCAGCCACCAGUUUGGACAGGGAGGAUCAUAUAGUGGCAGUAGCAGCCAGGGAGGAUCACAAAGCAGCAGUAGCAGCAGCAGUAGUAGCAGCAGUAGCAGCAGCAGUUCUUAUGGGAGCCAGGGAGGAUCACAUAGCAACAGCAGCAGCAACAGCAGCAGCAAUCAUUAUGGCAGCCAGGGAGGAUCAUAUAGCAGCAGUAGCAGUAGCAGCAGCAGCCAUUAUGACAAUCAGGGUGAAUCUUACAAUAGCAGCAGCCAAUAUGGAAAGCCAGGUCAGGAUAGAGGCAUUUUCUUGUCUCCAACUAAGAGUCAUAUAAUAAAGUAUCAGAAAGAUAUUGGAUUCCUCAUAUUUUACAGAACCCUUCCUCUUCUGGAGCCAGUCAGCCAGGAGGUCAGAUUGAAUGUUAUUGUACAGAUGGGCUUUUGGAUUCCUCUUAUCAUGGACAAAGCAGCCAAUAUGGUGAUGUACAAGUAA
Molecule: messenger RNA, 2004 nt
Organism: Notechis scutatus (mainland tiger snake)
Lineage: Eukaryota; Metazoa; Chordata; Lepidosauria; Squamata; Elapidae
Source: RefSeq, a predicted model, not a curated record